Messenger RNA from Liolophura sinensis, 1603 nucleotides. RefSeq names its product galactose-3-O-sulfotransferase 2-like. NCBI's taxonomy places the organism in Eukaryota, Metazoa, Mollusca, Polyplacophora, Chitonida, Chitonidae. The transcript has 3 exons. The coding region runs from base 108 to 1214 and encodes 368 amino acids. Gene Ontology annotation, cellular component: membrane. Gene Ontology annotation, biological process: glycolipid biosynthetic process. Gene Ontology annotation, molecular function: galactosylceramide sulfotransferase activity. The record is from RefSeq and is a predicted model, not a curated record.
CUGUUACUUACAAACAGCACAGUGGAGAAAAUCUGACUCUGACCCUGCAAGGGUUCAGUGCGAUCCGAUAGAAGCGUCGUUAAGGCUAGCUGGCCUGACUAAUUUCGAUGGCAUGUUCAAGACUAAACGCCGCUACCGUAAGUCAGUGGAAGCGUAAUAUAAAAACGUCUGUAUACGUGGUUGUUGUUUUCAUCCUGGGGCAUUAUCUUUGGAGGAUGUUGAUAGGCUAUCCUGUAAGUGUGAACACUGCCAGCCUUACUGAUACUGAUCCUCACCGGCGCGUGUUUUUGCUCACGAUUCCUUUCACCGAAGCAAGGGAAACAAUUGGGUCAGUUAUCUGGCGCUAUACAAUAACACAUGGUCUGUCAACCAUUCUUACAAAAGGAGGUGAAUCAACAGAUCGGCUGGGUACAAGCCCAAAGGCUCAGAACUCCUUUUUACGGCCGUAUCACACCGCCGUCACAGAGCUGAUCUACAACCCGACUAUUCUUCGCCAAUUUUUACGGGUGAAUACGCCCUACAUUACCGUCCUCAGGCAUCCGCUGGUUCAUCUUCAGUCCGCCAUCCAAAACCCCAAUACUAAGGAUGGCAAGUCUACUACCAUCAGUGUUAAAGACUUCCUUGAAAACCCAGGUCGUUUUGAAAAACAGUGGGCUCAACAGAUUUCCCUAACGAAUAAUCCUUACGCCCGAUAUUUUGGUAUGCCCCCGGACUGUUUUCACAACGAUUCCUUGAUAAAGGAACUGAUAUCGACAAUAGACAGAGAUUUCUCCGCAGUGCUGAUUCUGGAGAAAAUGGACGAAUCUCUUGUUAUGUUUAGGAGAGUCAUGCGCUGGUCGUACAAAGACAUCAGUUAUAAUCUGAAACAAAAACCUGAAAUUUUUCCGGAUAUGAUGCAAAUGGAAGACAUCGUUGCCAAACACCGCGCAUGGGCAGAAGCGGAUUAUGCAAUAUAUGAGCAUUUCAACAAUAAACUUAAUGAAUACGUUCAAAGAGGUGGGGAGACAUUUGCCGUCGAAGUGUCAAAAUUUAGACAAGCGUUAACAACCGUAAACGACUUUUGUGGCCAUGCUUUAAGACAAAAGGGUGUGCAUGAGGUAGAGUUCAGUGACUGGAGUGGUAAUGUCACGUUUUCACUGACUGACUGUAAACUUCUUCAGGCAAACGAAGGAACACUGAGGAAUAUCCUCGCAAAGAGACAGGUGCGAAUCUAGAAACCAUAUUUGAAAUAAGUUCUAGUUAUAUAUAUCUGAAUAAGCAUACUUUUUUGAUUCUUGUUACGUGAGAAAGUGAAUGAUAUGUGAAAAACAGCGGGAGGGGAAUUCCUUUCUUUCUAAAUGUGGGGCACGCUGGCCCAUUUGAUUUAGGGCAUAUUCAUACAAAUCCCUUGUAAAAUAUUUUCUUAAGAUCCAGGGAAUAUUGAAUGUCGUAUUCUAUUCAAUAUGCUUUAAAAGAGGAAGUAAUUUCCUCGCUUGGCGUUCAGCAUGAAGGGGAUAGUGCAACGACUGGUUGACCCACAUCAGUAUAAUGGCUCGGGCGGGGCCGCUUACUUACCUUAGGUAAGUCGUCUCUGCGAAGCAGCACUAGAUAAAAGAGAGGUGGA